Messenger RNA from Strongylocentrotus purpuratus (purple sea urchin), 4330 nucleotides. RefSeq names its product glucosidase 2 subunit beta (gene prkcsh). Gene Ontology annotation, molecular function: protein binding; calcium ion binding. Gene Ontology annotation, biological process: N-glycan processing. The record is from RefSeq and is a predicted model, not a curated record. The transcript is spliced from 14 exons. Gene Ontology annotation, cellular component: glucosidase II complex. The coding region runs from base 29 to 1804 and encodes 591 amino acids. Lineage: Eukaryota; Metazoa; Echinodermata; Echinoidea; Camarodonta; Strongylocentrotidae.
UGCAAGUUUCAACUUCCAGCAUUUGUACAUGUGUAAAUCUGUGCAUCCGAACCGGUGUCUUUCGUUAGCUAAAAUGGAAGUGAGAUCCGCAGUUUCCACGGCGUUGUUCGUGUUAUUAACCAUUUCUUUAGGCAUCUUGUGGAUGUGUGAUGCAACAAUACAAGUUGAGAGACCGAGAGGGGUAUCUCUUAGUAAUGAACCUUUUUACAACAAGGGUAGUCAAGGCGAAUGGUUUACAUGCAUAGAUGGCUCUAUGAAGAUACACAGAACUCAGAUCAAUGAUGAUUACUGUGACUGUCCGGACUCAUCCGAUGAACCAGGCACAUCAGCUUGUCCUGAUGGAAGAUUCCAUUGUAACAACAGGGGUUACAGACCAUACUACAUUCCCUCAUCAAGAGUAAAUGAUGGCAUUUGUGAUUGCUGUGACGCCUCAGACGAGUAUGAGGGACCCGGGGCAGGCAAGUGUGUCAAUAACUGCAAGGAGCUCGGGAAGAAGGACCUAGAGGAACGCAAACAACAGAUGGUGCUCUUCAACCAAGGCUUUGAUAUUAGACAACAAUAUAUCAAUGAUGGGCUCGCAAAGAAAACAGAACGAGAAGGGGAAUCGAAGACACUGCAGGCUGAGAAAGAAGAGGCUCAGAGAGUGGUUGAUGAAAAGAAAAAGGUACGCGAUGAAGUUGAAGGUCCAGAGACCGAGGCCAAAGAUAAACACAAAGCAGCCUGGGAGGCCGAAGUAGCCGCGAGGAAAGCAGCGGAGGAAAGGGAGAGAGCUCUGCAGGCUUUCAAGGAACUGGAUAUUGAUUCAGAUGGACGAAUUGUGUUCCAUGAGUUAGCAAACCGGUUGGAGUUUGAUACAGAUAGCAGUGGAGAUUUGAAUGAAGAGGAAGCUAAGGCUGUUCUAGGAGGAGCCAAUAUAGUAGAAGAAGCUGUCUUUGUCGAGCAGAUCUGGAAUGAUGUCAAGGAGAAAUUCAAGUUUGCCCAUGAGUUAGCAGCAGAGGAAGCACUGAAGCAACAAGAAGGACAGGAGCAACAAGGAGAGGAACCCGCUGCCUUCGAAAAAAAUGCUUUUGAGGAAGUCCAUGACGACAUUGAUGAGGACAUCGAAGAUGAAUGGGCGGAAGACGAUGAUGAAGAUGAGGAAGACUUCUACGAGGAGGAGGAAGAUGAGUUUGAUGAGGACCUACCAGAGGAGGCACGUGGAGUGCUGCGUCAGAAGAGACUGGAUAGAUUGACUAAGAAACGAGAGAUGAAGGAUCAUGCCAAGCCCUCGGAGGAUGAGAUGCCGGAUUAUGAUGACGCUACUAAAGCUCUCAUUGCAGCUGCCGACCAGGCUAGGAAAGAACUAGAAGAGGCUGAGAAGGCCCUGAAGAACAUUGAUAGGACCGUUGGAGACCUGGAGAAGCAGCUGAGAGUAGAUCUAGGACCAGACCAGGCCUUCCAAGCCCUACAAGGACAGUGUUAUGAGUACACUGAUAGAGAAUACACAUACAAGUUGUGCCCAUUUGAAAAGUCUUCCCAGAGAUCUAAAAAUGGAGGUUCGGAAACUUCUCUAGGCUCAUGGCACCAAUGGGAAGGUCCUCCAGAUAACAAGUAUUCUCUCAUGAUGUAUACUAAAGGUCAGAAGUGUUGGAAUGGUCCUGAUAGAUCCACGAGGGUGAAUUUAAGAUGUGGCGUUGAGAACAGAGUCCUGUCGGCCUCAGAACCUGAUAGAUGUGUCUACCAGUUUGAGUUUACCACCCCAGCUCUCUGCACAUACAAAUAUGAUUUGAGCACCGGAGAAACUGAUACCCAUGAUGAGCUAUGAUGUAGCAUACCUGUCCCAUACGUUCAAUUUCAUGUAAUGUUUAGUCAAAGGGCUCCAAAUGUUGAAGUCGCAAACAUAUAAACUAUCAUAACGAAGACUUAGUAAUAUUUAAAAUGUAAUUUAAUUUUGUAUACGUCACGGUUAAAUACAAGUGAAAUUAUGAGGUGCUUUUAUACUCUAAAUAUGUAAUUUAAGUCAAGAUGUUAGAGAUUUGCUACCUCGUAUUAUCCCAACAAUUUGAAAAUUCUGUUUGGCAAACAAGGUCAAUAGUAUAUUGCUGAAUAAGAAAGUGCUGUGUAAAAAUGAAUGGUUUCUAAAUCCACCUUUAAAUUGUAGGUUCAAAAUGUUUGUUUUUUCUGUUCUGUAGUUUUUGAAAUUGCCAGACAUAGCAACAAAUAAUGUAUCUAGACUGGAUUCCAAGUGUUGUAGUUCAUCCAUUAAUAACUGGUUACUGGAAUACCACGUCACUAAGUACCCAGGAAAGAAACAUCCAUAAAUUUGAAUACGUUAGUAAACCGGUCUAUUGCAACCCUAACCCAAUAUGCUUUUAGUAGGAAAUAAAAUCUGGAGAAGUUGUUCAAUCACCUCCGUUUUAUUUUAAAAUGUUUGCUGUGUCUUCACCAUUUGGAGUUCCUUAGUUAGAACUACAGAACUUGUGGGUCAAUCUCAAACUAGCUUAUUAGAAGUUGGGAUAGUUAUGAUAAGGGAGCACAUUCGUACCAAAUAGAUGUUUACUUUUAUAUUACAAUCUUAAGAAAAAUGUAGACCAAGUAUUUCUUGUAUUUUUCCACUUUCGUUGAUAUUUUGAUUAUGACAUUGAAAGUUAAAAAAGUAUCUGAAUAUGUAUCAUCCAAUGAUUAUGUUGAUGUAAUUGUGAUCGGCAGUGUUACACUGUUUCGUUUGUCUGACACAAAUAGUCUUACUAUUUAUAUUUUUCAGCAUUUCUAAGAAAUUGUUAUGUACUCUGUGAUAUCUCUUCCUAUGAUUUGGGAAAUAAACAUCUACUGGAUGGCAACGCAUUGUUGAUAGAAGUGAAUACAAUUCAGAAUCAUCAUUAUAGUGAAUAGUAGAUAGUUUUACUGCACUACAGUACAUGUUUCUGUAUAUUUUGUUCAUUUUUCGAAAGUAUUACCGGUAGUGCAUAGAAUAAAGUAAAUUACAUCAAACCAAUAGCGUAGAAAGAAGUAAGAGUUGCAUCCUUGUGUUCCAACUUAGGCUGUAAUAAAAGGCAAAGCAUGUGCAUGGGACUUGUAAAGUUUUUCAUGCACAAUUUUUAAUGAAACCUCAUGUGCAAAUGUAUUAUUUUUCAGGACACACCGGUAGGAUAUUCGGAACAUAUGCCUGUCACUAUAACUUCAUGUAUACAAUAAAUGAUACGGUACAUGUGUAUUUCAUGCACUCUGCUUGCAUUUAGAAUUGAUUCACCAUGUAGAGUACCGGUAUAUGAAUUUAGAUGGAGUGACAUGAACUUGAGAUUAUGACUUAAAAUCUGCCAGUUUUAUACAAAAUGCCUUUCGAUGUAGACAGCUGUAGGUACAAGAAUUAUGACUUUCUAUUUCAUACUGCUUUCGUGCUGAUUAGCUUGUGGCUAAACAAUAACUACUAAAUAUCAUAUUGAGUGCUGAAAGAAUAUUGAUUUAUACGUGUGAUUCAUCAAAAUGUAUGCAUCUUAAUUUGUGAGUAAGAGAGGCAAAGUCAACAUACAUGUAUAUGUAAUGUAUGAGAUACUCAAUUCAGCUGUUGGUUGGUUUGAUUAUUUUUGACAUAUUGUGUGAUAGUUUGGAACAUAUUAGUGGAGUAUUGUAAUUGGAAUUAUCUUGAUUUGAAUUCAGUUAUAAACAGACUUUACAGAAUUAGUCCAGUUAUCUGAAAAACAUGAACAUCAGUCCUCACCAGUGUUUGUGAUGUAUUGUUUUAUUAUCAGCUAUGUUUCUUGUGUCAUUUUAUCAAAACCAAAGCAAAAAUAUAAGAUUGAAGAAGAAUACUUUGUACUUUUUGCAGAAAGAUUGUUUCCUCUUUUCUCCUGAUAUAUUUAUUUUGUUUUGAUUUAAUUUGAUAUGAAAGAAAAAGAUUUGAAGAACUGGACAGGAAUGCCUCAUUUUGGCUGUUCAAGAUUUUAAUCAGACUUUAGAAUGUACAGAAUGAAUAGGGCUCCAUUUUUAGGCUAAUUUAGUUAAACCACCAAUUAUUCCUGUCAAAAAUAUGUGUCAAUAAUCAGAUUUAAAAUAGAUUAGAUGGAUUGAAUUUCUAUGAAUUGAAAUUGAUAAAAUGUUGACUGUAUGAUUUAAGGAAAUUCACUUCUGGCUAUUGUGCAUUACCAUUGAAACGCUAUACCCCACCCUUUCUAUCAUACUAAUAUUACUUGUUGAAGGAACUAGGAAAAGGUGUGUGAUACAGAAUGAAAAUGUGAAAGUUUUUCUUUCCUGUUUGUAUAAAAUCAAGUAAUGUACAUGUUUUGACUAGAAUACUACUGGAAGGUCAUGAUUGAUGAAUGGAACAGCAAUAAAUGGAUCAAAGUAACAAAUA